CCAUAGAGUGUACUGUCAUCACGAGACGAGUUAUCGAUUUUUGUUUUGCUCCGAAAGUACACAACUGGAAAAUAGUUUGGAUAGCGUCGAAAAAAUGUAUUUUUCGUCCAAGUUUUAGGAUUUUUCGUCACUUUACCACUGAAACAAAAUGGACCGUACUCAUGUGCCUUCCCCGGACAGAACAUGCAACACGGAGGUUGCAGCUGCAGCGAGAACUUCAGCUUCGGCCGACUCUCGAACAGCCAACAAUGCGAAUAACACCGCAACAGAUUCUACGUCAUCCGUAAACACUUGCAACAAUGGUCCAAGGAUUGUCUAUCUUGAUAGGGUUUGCCGAACUUGUUUAGUAGAAAAAGAUAAAGAUCAACUGAAAGAUUUGUUCGAGUUUGAACUGGCCGGCACAGUGAUGGGGUGCGUUAAUAUUUCAAUCGAAGAAUCGGAUGGACUACCGACCCAUAUCUGCCAGGAUUGUUUACAGGAAAUAGAACGAAUUUGUAGCUUUCGGCAAAAAUGUGAACAAUCAGAUGUAACCAUUCGAAAUCUAAUAGAUAAAUCUGUCGUGAUUAAGCAGGACAGUCGAACCAAGUACGAAAUUUUGAAUGUUAUUUUGACUGACGGAAAUGGGCACAUGGAGGCUUCGGCGUUGGUAGUUCCUGUAGAAGAAUUACGAUUCCAGUUAAUGAAAGGUGGACGUUCAAUAUCAGCUGCUUCUGCCGGACUACCCGAAACUAUCAACAUUCCAUUAACAUUAACAGAAGCGCAGCAAUCAAUAGAAGGGAAUCUCCAAACAGAUCUGGCCGUAAGUAAUACACUAGAGGAGCAACUAGUGCGUACUUUAGGUAACAAAUCCGUUGCGUUGAAUCCAAGUGAGUUAUUAAACGAAUCUGCCCCUUCGCCACUAUCGGAAAACUCCAAGCAACAGGAAGAAUCGGUAGUUUUGGAAAAUCUCAGGAAGGAAUUGUCCGAAUUUAUUGGAAACGUUCCCAAAGAUCAAGUAUUAGAUGACAACGAAGACGACGAAAUGAUUCACGUGGAUUAUCUGAAGGAUGCUUUGACGGAGGAAUACAUUCAAAAUAUGGAAAAACAACUUGCUCCUUCGGUACCUCGACUGGAUGACCGUGUACAAGAUCGGUUUGAACAAGAACACCUAUCCAAUCUUAUUAACGACGAAGAUCGCGAUAAAAACCACAAAGUAGAACAGCUCUCAAGAACCAGUUCAAACGAUGAAGCGGUUGUAGGAUUUCAAUGUAAAACUUGUAAUGCUGAGUUUGAAGAUAACCAACAAUACAAAAGCCAUGUGAAGAAACAUUCUAAGACUCUCAAUUGCACUCAAUGCUCACGUACGUUCUCUGAUCCAUCGAAGCUAGAAAGUCAUGCGAUGCGGCAUACCGGGGAAAAGACCCACGUCUGCACUAAAUGCGAUGCACGAUUCGUCGAAAGAAGUAUGCUCAGACUCCACAUGCGCCGACACUCAAAUGAUCGACGCUAUAAUUGCGAAACGUGUGGAAAGCGCUUUAUGACGAAAAGCUUGCUCAAUACCCACAAUAAAAUUCAUCUGGGCGAAAAGUCACAUGUUUGCUCAGAGUGUGGCAAGGGCUUUACGCUGUCGUGGCAGUUGAAGGCGCACAGUCGCAUACAUACCAAUGAGAAACCUUUUGAAUGUCCGUACUGUCAGAAGCGAUUCAAUCAAAAUGGAAACCUAAUGAUUCACAUCCGACUGCACACGGGAGAAAGACCAUUCCGAUGUGAACUUUGCGAGAAAGCCUAUCCAAGUCAGGGAGAAUUGAGUGGUCAUAUGCGGCAGCAUACAGGUGAAAAAAAGGCUAAAAAUAUGGUAUGUACUGUUUGUGGAAAAGCUUUCGCCGGCAACGGUGACCUCAAAAUCCACAUGCGAACCCAUACGAAAGAAAAACCAUACUCCUGUCAGCAGUGUGGUAAAAGUUUCAUGCUACAUGUGCAUUUGACGGUUCACAUGCGAUCGCAUACAGGGGAAAAGCCCUUCGCCUGUACCAUGUGCGAAAAAGCUUUUGCAACGAACUUCCAAUUGAAAAAUCACACGUACGUUCACACUGGAGAGAAAAACUACGCCUGUGAUGUAUGCAAUCGGCGGUUUACUAGUUCGGCCAACAGAAACACACACCGGAAGACGCAUGAUCGAAACAUUUCUAGACAAAAAUACAUGUUUGUUGGUUGAAUUUGUCCCACUGGUGUCGCUUAUCUGUGUUUAGUGUUUAGGUUGACUAAAAGUGAUGUAUUCGUACAAACUAACUUAUUUUAAAUUGAAUGACAUUAUAUUAUGCUCCUCAAUUCACCUAUUUAAUGUAAAAAAACUGCUUACCAGACCCAAUAAUCGUACUGCUGCUUAUUAGCAAAUAACUUAUUCUACGCUUCACUGUACUGUCUAGACAAACACACAUUUGAUAGGGUAGGUUGAUUAUUGUGCCAGUUUAUUUGUUUAUUUCUAAGUGCAUCAUCUGACAUAAAGUCUUAAUGAAAAAGGAUAAUCAUUAAAAGUAACUAGAAUUAGUUAACCUACGUUUAAAAAUAUGACUAGGCACACCAAAAUCAAAAAGAUGCUCGACACUCGUGAAUGUUCUCACACAAAAGGCAACAGGUUCAUAAUAACCAUAGUUCGUGCGAUGGAAGCUUUUAGUUGUGCUUUUUUGGGUAGGUAGUAAUGAUUUUGUCUUAAAGGGUGUAAGGUUUAGAUGAAUAUAAACAAACAGUGCUUAUGAAACUUUAUGCAGUAUCUAUUCGAUGCAUAAUGAUUACCUGAAAACUAUUCAAUAAUAUAACACUUACUCGUAAGUGCAACACCUAUGAAUCUACAUAUUCUUAUGAUUAUAACUUAAAUUUAGAUUAUUACAACAGCCAGCAAAAUCUUUUUCAAUGUAUUUAUUGAUACAUAUUAGCUAAGAAUUGUGUACUGUUUCUCCGCAAUAAAUGUAACUGGGAAGUCAUCUUACGAACUAGCAA
Molecule: messenger RNA, 2976 nt
Organism: Wyeomyia smithii (pitcher-plant mosquito)
Lineage: Eukaryota; Metazoa; Arthropoda; Insecta; Diptera; Culicidae
Product: zinc finger protein 37-like
Exons: 4
Coding region: 149-2194 (681 amino acids)
Biological process (GO): regulation of transcription by RNA polymerase II
Cellular component (GO): nucleus
Molecular function (GO): RNA polymerase II cis-regulatory region sequence-specific DNA binding; DNA-binding transcription factor activity; zinc ion binding
Source: RefSeq, a predicted model, not a curated record